Molecule: messenger RNA, 6360 nt
Organism: Elephantulus edwardii (Cape elephant shrew)
Lineage: Eukaryota; Metazoa; Chordata; Mammalia; Macroscelidea; Macroscelididae
Gene: DYSF
Product: dysferlin
Exons: 57
Coding region: 1-6360 (2119 amino acids)
Biological process (GO): plasma membrane organization; membrane fusion
Cellular component (GO): membrane
Source: RefSeq, a predicted model, not a curated record
AUGCUGUCCUGCUUGCUCGUGGGGGCCAGCAACCUCCCCAGCGCGAAGAAGGACCGGCGCAGCGACCCGGUGGCCAGCCUGACUUUCCGAGGGGUGAAGAAGAGAACCAAGGUCAUCAAGAACAGCAUCAACCCCGUGUGGAAUGAGGGUUUUGAGUGGGACCUCAAGGGCAUCCCCCUGGAUCAGACUUCUGAACUUCAUGUGGUGGUCAAAGACCAUGAAACGAUGGGGAGGAACAGGUUCCUGGGAGAAGCCAAGGUCCCUCUCCGGGAGGUUCUUGCCACUCCCAGUCUGUCUGCCAGUUUCAAUGCCCCUCUGCUGGACACCAAGAAGCAGCCCACGGGGGCCUCGCUGGUCCUUCAAGUAUCCUACACACCGCUCCCUGGAGCUGUGCCCGUGUUCCCUCCCACCACUCCUCUGGAGCCCUCCCCAACACUGCCGGACGUGGAUAUGGUAGCUGGUGGGGGACAGAGCCGGGCCGAAACUUGGUCCCUGCUCAGUGACAGCACCGUGGACACGAGAUACUCCGGGAAGAAGUGGCCAGUCCCCACGGACACAGGCGGCGAGGAGGACGAGGAGAACCCAGAGUUCACGGGCGACGAGACAGAGCCGUUCCUGGACCAGAGCAGCACCCAAGGCCCGGGGGCGCCCACCACCCCCCAGAAGCCCCCUUCCCAUCCUCCCCCCUACCAGCUUGGGAGCAAAAAGAAGAGGAGCCCUACCCACAAGCUGCUGUCAAAUAAACCACAGGACUUCCAGAUCAGGGUCCAGGUGAUCAAGGGACGCCAGCUGCCAGGCAUCAACAUCAAACCCGUGGUCAAAGUCACUGCUGCCGGGCAGACCAAGCGGACGCGGAUCCAGAAGGGAAACAGCCCAGUAUUCAACGAGACUCUUUUCUUCAACCUGUUUGAGUCACCUGCCGAGCUGUUCGACGAGCCCAUCUUCAUCACGGUGGUGGAUUCCCGCUCCCUCAGGACAGACGCUCUCAUCGGGGAGUUCCGGAUGGACGUGGGCUCCAUUUACAGAGAACCUCGACACGCCUAUCUCAGGAAGUGGCUGCUGCUCUCCGACUCCAGCGAUUUCUCCGCCGGGGCCAGAGGCUACCUGAAGGCCAGCCUCUAUGUGCUGGGUCCCGGGGACGAAGCUCCGCUGGAGAGGAAAGACCCCUCGGAAGAUAAGGAGGACAUUGAAGGCAACCUGCUGAAGCCCACCGGGGUGGCCCUUCGAGGAGCUCACUUCUGUCUGAAGGUGUACAGGGCGGAGGAUUUACCUCAGAUGGACGAUGCAGUGGUGGACAGCGUGAAGCAGGUCUUCGGAUUUGACAGCAACAAGAAGAACCUGGUCGACCCCUUCGUGGAGGUCAGCUUUGCAGGGAAAAUGCUCUGCAGCAAGAUCCUGGAGAAGACAGCCAACCCACAGUGGCACCAGAGUGUCACGCUGCCUGCCAUGUUUCCCUCCAUGUGUGAAAAAAUGAAGAUUCGUGUCAUGGACUGGGACCGCCUCACCCAUAAUGACAUCGUGGCCACCACCUACCUCAGUAUGUCAGCAAUCUCUGCCCCUGGAGGAGAAAUAGAAGUCGAUGACCAUCUGGGCUUCCUCCCCACAUUCGGGCCCUGCUACGUCAACCUGUAUGGUAGUCCCCGUGAGUUCACCGGCUUCCCAGACCCUUACGUGGAGCUCAACAUGGCGAAGGGGGAAGGCGUGGCCUACCGAGGCCGCAUCCUCCUGGCCCUGGAGACCAAGCUGGUGGAGCACAGUGAGCAGAAGGUGGAGGACCUCCCUGCAGACGACAUUCUGCGAGUGGAGAAGUACCUCCGGAGACGCAAGUAUUCCCUGUUCGCCGCCUUCUACUCGGCCACCAUGCUGCAGGAUGUGGACGCUCCCAUCCAGUUCGAGGUCAGCAUCGGGAACUACGGAAACAAGUUCGACACCACCUGCCUGCCCCUGGUCUCCACCACCCAGUACAGCCGGUCCAUCUUCGAUGGCUGCCACUACUACUACCUGCCCUGGGGCAACAUGAAGCCUGUGGUGGUGCUGUCAUCCUACUGGGAGGACAUCAGCCACAGGGUCGAGACACAGAACCAGCUGCUCAGGACGGCCGACCGACUGGAAGAGGGCCUGAAGCAGGUCCACCUGGCCCUGAAGACCCAGGGCUCCUCAGAGGACGUGGACUCCCUGAUGACCCAGCUCUUGAAUGACCUCAUUGCUGACUGCAGCCAGCCUCUGAGUGAUGCCAACAACAUGCCCUCUGCCACCCACCUGGACCACUACCUGUAUCAGCUGCGCAGCCGCCACCUGAAGCAGAUGACAGAGGCGGCACAGGCCCUGAAGCUGUCCCCCACAUCGCUCCCCACUGCCCUGGAGCAGACUGAGGACUGGCUCCUGCGUCUCCGAGCCCUAGCCAGCGAGCCCCAGAACAGCCUGCCAGACAUCAUCAUCUGGAUGCUGCAGGGGGACAAGCGCGUGGCCUACCAGCGAGUGCCUGCCCACGAGGUCCUCUUCUCCCGCCGGGGCACCAGCUACUGCGGCAAGAACUGCGGAAAGCUGCAGACCAUAUUCCUCAAAUAUCCAAUGGAAGAGGUGCCCGGGGCCCGAAUGCCAGUGCAGAUCCGGGUCAAGCUCUGGUUCGGCCUGUCUGUGGAUGAGAAGGAGUUCAACCAGUUUGCUGAAGGGAAGCUGUCUGUCUUUGCGGAAACUUAUGAGAACCAGGUCAAGCUGGCCCUGGUUGGUAACUGGGGCACAACAGGCCUCACCUACCCCAAGUUUUCGGACAUCACGGGCAAGAUCCGGCUGCCCAAAGACAGCUUCCGCCCCUCGACAGGCUGGGCCUGGGCUGGAGACUGGUUCGUGUGUCCGGAGAAGACCUUGCUGCAUGACGCUGAUGCUGGGCACCUGAGCUUCGUGGAGGAGGUGUUUGAGAACCAGACGCGUCUCCCUGGGGGCCAGUGGAUCUACAUGAGUGACAACUACACAGAUGUGAAUGGGGAGAAGGUGCUACCCAAGGAUGUCAUCGAGUGUCCACUGGGCUGGAAUUGGGAGGACGAGGAAUGGUCCACGGACCUUAACCGUGCUGUGGAUGAGCAAGGCUGGGAGUAUGGCAUCACCAUCCCCCCUGACCGGAAGCCGAGGCACUGGGUCCCUGCAGAGAAGAUGUACUACACGCACCGCCGACGCCGCUGGGUCCGUCUGCGCCGGAGGGACCUCAGCCAGCUGGAAGCACUGAGGAAGCACCAGCUGGCAGAGGCGGAGGGCGAGGGCUGGGAGUACGCCUCGCUGUUCGGCUGGAAGUUCCACCUGGAAUACCGCAAGACGGAUGCCUUCCGCCGCCGGCGCUGGCGCCGCUGCAUGGAGCCGCUGGAGAAGACGGGGCCCGCGGCCGUGUUCGCCCUCGAGGGGGUUCUGGGUGGCAUGGUGGACGAAAAGAGUGAGGAUUCCUUGUACGUCUCGACCAUGAAAUUCGGCGUAAACAGGCCCACGAUCUUCUGCAUCUUUGACUAUGGGAACCGCUACCAUCUCCGCUGCUACAUGUACCAGGCCCGGGACCUGGCCGCGAUGGACAAGGACUCCUUUUCUGAUCCCUACGCCAUCGUCUCCUUCCUGCACCAGAGCCAGAAGACCGUGGUGGUGAAGAACACCCUGAACCCCACCUGGGACCAGACUCUCAUCUUCUACGAGCUGGAGAUCUUCGGCACGCUGGCCAGCAUUGCCGAGCAGCUUCCCAGCAUCGUGGUGGAGGUGUACGACCACGACACCUAUGGUGCAGAUGAGUUUCUGGGGCGCUGCAUUUGUCAGCCAAGUCUAGAGUGCAUGCCACGGCUGGCCUGGUUCCCAUUGACCCGGGGCAGCCAGCCGGCGGGCGAGCUGCUGGCCUCCUUCGAGCUCAUCCAGCGAGAGAAGCCGGCCAUCCACCAUAUUCCUGGGAGCGAGGUACGGGAUCCCUCUAAGAUGCUGGAAGAGGCUGAGGAUAUGGACCUGCCCUACCCACCACCCCAGAGGGAGGCCAACAUCUACGUGGUCCCCCAGAACAUCAAGCCAGCCCUGCAGCGGACUGCCAUUGAGAUCUUGGCCUGGGGCCUGCGGAACAUGAAGAGUUAUCAGCUGGCCAGUAUCUCAUCUCCCAGCCUAGUGGUGGAGUGUGGGGGUCAGACGGUGCAGUCCUGUGUCAUCAGAAACCUCAGGAAGAACCCCAACUUUGACUCCUGCACCCUCUUUAUGGAAGUGAUGCUGCCCAAGGAGGACCUCUACUGCCCUCCCAUCGUGGUCAAGGUCAUCGAUAACCGCCAGUUUGGCCGCAGGCCUGUGGUGGGCCAGUGCACCAUUCGCUCUCUGGAGAGUUUCCUGUGUGACCCCUAUUCCACGGAGAGUCCGUCCUCACAAGGUGGAAAGGAUGACGUGAGCUUACUCAGCCCUGCAGAAGACGUGCUCAUCGACAUUGAUGACAAGGAGCCGCUCAUUCCUGUCCAGCUUGCAGAUGGUCUGUCUGGCUCGGCCCCCAUUAACACGGCAUCUUCUCCCUGCGAUCCUCAUGAGGAAGAGUUCAUCGACUGGUGGAGCAAAUUCUUUGCCUCAAUAGGGGAGAGGGAGAAGUGUGGCUCCUACCUGGAGAAGGAUUUUGACACUCUGAAGGUCUACGACACAGAGCUGGAGAAGGUGGAAGCCUUUGAGGGCCUGUCUGAUUUUUGCAACACCUUCAAACUUUACCGUGGCAAGACCCAGGAGGGGAUGGAAGAUCCGUCUGUCAUCGGGGAAUUUAAGGGCCUCUUCAAAAUUUACCCCCUCCCAGAAGACCCAGCUGUCCCCAUGCCCCCGAGACAAUUCCAUCAGCUGGCUGCUCAGGGGCCCCAGGAGUGCCUGGUCCGCAUCUACAUUGUUCGAGCAUUUGGCCUGCAGCCCAAGGACCCCAAUGGGAAGUGUGAUCCGUAUAUCAAGAUCUCCAUGGGGAAGAAAUCCGUGAGUGACCAGGAGCACUACAUCCCCUGUACCCUGGAGCCAGUAUUUGGAAAAAUGUUCGAGCUGACCUGCACGCUUCCUCUGGAGAAGGACCUCAAGAUUAUGCUGUACGACUACGACCUCCUGUCCAAGGACGAGAAGAUUGGGGAGACCGUCAUUGACCUGGAGAACAGGCUGCUGUCCAAGUUUGGGGCUCGCUGCGGGCUCCCACAGUCCUACUGCACCUCCGGACCGAACCAGUGGCGAGACCAGCUCCGGCCCUCUCAGCUCCUGCACCUCUUCUGUCAGCAGCACAGACUCAAGCUGCCUGUGUACCAAGCAGACCGGGUGCUGUUUCAGGAUAAAGACUACAGCAUCGACGACAUCGAGGCCUCCCAGGUCCCCAACCCACACCUGGGCCCUGUGGAGGAGCGCUUGGCUCUGCACAUCCUUCAGCAGCAGGGUCUGGUCCCCGAGCAUGUGGAGUCGCGGCCCCUCUAUAGCCCCCUGCAGCCAGACAUCGAGCAGGGGAAGCUGCAGAUGUGGAUCGACCUGUUUCCGAAGGCCCUGGGGCAGCCGGGCCCUCCCUUCAACAUCACUCCCCGGAGGGCCAGAAGGUUCUUCCUGCGCUGUGUUAUCUGGAACACCAAAGACGUGAUCCUUGACGACCUCAGCAUCACCGGGGAGAAGAUGAGCGACAUCUAUGUGAAGGGGUGGAUGAUCGGCUUUGAAGAACUCAAGCAGAAGACAGACGUGCACUAUCGGUCUCUGGGCGGCGAAGGGAACUUUAACUGGAGGUUUGUUUUCCCCUUCGACUACCUGCCAGCGGAGCAAGUCUGCGCCGUGUCCAAGAAGGAUGCCUUCUGGAGACUGGACAAGACGGAGAGCAAAGUCCCAGCACGAGUGGUGUUCCAGGUGUGGGACAAUGACAAGUUCUCUUUCGAUGAUUUCCUGGGCUGCCUGCAGCUGGAUCUCAACCGCAUGCCCAAGCCCGCCAAGACUGCCGAGAAGUGCUCCUUAGACCAGCUGGACGACACUUUCCACCCCGAGCGCUUUGUGUCCCUUUUUGAACAGAAAACCGUAAAAGGCUGGUGGCCCUGCGUGGCCGAAGAGGGUGAGAAGCAGAUCCUGGCGGGAAAGCUGGAAAUGACCCUGGAGAUCGUAACGGAGAGUGAGCAUGAGGAACGGCCCGCUGGCCAGGGCCGCGAUGAACCCAACAUGAAUCCCAAGCUGGAGGACCCAAGGCGCCCUGACACCUCCUUCCUGUGGUUCACCUCCCCGUACAAGACCAUGAAGUUCAUCCUGUGGAGGCGCUUCCGCUGCACCAUCAUCCUCUUCAUCCUCCUCUUCAUCCUGCUGCUGUUCUUGGCAAUCUUCCUCUACGCCUUCCCGAACUAUGCCGCCAUGAAGCUGGUGAAGCCCUUCAGCUGA